GCUCUUUCUUGGCUGUAGUUUUCGGUCCAAUUAUGGAUUCUGGACACUCAGGUCUGAGCUAGGUCAACUAUUGAUGGGUCUGUCAACCAAUGGCUGCAUGCUCUCCCCCUCUCUCUGCACCCACUCCAUCCAUCCAUCUCCAGCUGGUGCGAGACGCACAGUCACGGGCACUGUCUGGAAGUGCAAAAAGGGAAAUUACCUGGCUAACUCACACAUGCCCUCCGCUCCCUCCCCCUUGCAUGCACUCAUCAGCCCUCCUCCUUCAUGGCAGGGAGCGGAUAGCGCCACUCUGCAGUGGGCUCUUCGCUGCAUGACAUGAAGGACGAUGAAUGCCAAGCUCAUGCCUGGGGGGGAACACGCGCUGCGAAAAAGAUCGAUGCGCUAUCACAUGGUCUGUUGAAUGAAUUACCCGUUGUCCAUCAGCCAGCCCCUUGCUCAUUGUCUGUCCUCCUCUCGCCCCUCGGUCAUCCAGUCAGUCGUGUCAAGACAAGAGCCAACCGCCCAGCCAGCCAGGCAGCUAGAGAUACAAUACGCCACACAUACAAGAAAUGACGCCCUCACUCAUUCCCUCACGCCCCUAAACACUUGAUGGCAAAGAGGCUACCGUUGGGAGCACGCACGCACGCAUGCCACGCGUCAACGCAUCGCAUCGCAUCGCACCCCUCUCUCUCUCGGCAGGGGAGAGAAGAGGGAUACAGAAAAAGAGGCAGACAUACACGCAUUGCGCUCAUCCAUGUAGGUGUGCAGUGUGUAUGGUCGUGCUGUCAGCGCAUAUAUCAGAGCAGCAGCCAUGGCCGGCCAUUCAUGCGGUGCAUCCAUAGAGUAAGUCAAUCUACACCCUCUCUCUGCAGCAUCCAUCGGCCGGACGCCCAUCCAACGGGAAAAAUAGAGGGAGAAAAGCGUCACACACAAACAGGCACACAGGCACACAUUCACCCUCACACCGACACCCACACCCACACACGGACGCACCGACAUACACACGCGGACGCAUUCCCCUUGGUCCCUCCCUCCCUCUCACACGCCGCCCCCCGCCGACCUUCAGUGCUUGUCCUCCCUGCUGUGUUUCUUGUGGACGUCGAAGCUCUCGUCCAUCUCGGGACUCAGCACAGCGGGGGCCCACUUCUUGCCAAUCAGAUGCAUGUCGAAGUGCGGCAUGUGCAGAUGCGACUGGUGGCCCGCCUCACCCGCACCCGCCGCACCCGCAGCUGCCGCCCCCUCACCGGCACCGCCCCCAGCCGUCGAAGGCAGGCUCUUCUGCGACUCGCCUCCCUCGAUGGCCCCCUUGAUGUCGUCGUGGUGGUCGUGGGCGCCCGUGUCGUGGGACACGGCGCGGGAUCGCCAGUUGGGCACGGGCACGUGCAGCGAGUAGGAACCCAAAUGCAGGUGCCACGUCUGAACCAACCGACCACACACACCACACAAAGCAUUGUGAUGAAGGUGCCAACCGACUGAAAGAAAGUGUGUGUGGUGCUCGGUGCAUGGUGGCGUCUCACCUUGGGCGUCUCCUGGGUGGUGGUUGGGUGCGAUCCAGCGGAAGGCGUGGUGGUCGAUGCGGUGGUCGUCACAGACGCACCCAAGUUCGUGUCCGAGGCCGAACGCUGGCGAGCUGCACACAUCACAUCACAACACAUCACAACACAUCACGACACCAGCCAGGACAACGCAAGAUGAAACCCGCCAGUGCACACAGCCAGCGGAAACGAGCCUGUCUGUGUCUCAUCUGUGCUCACCUGGCUCAGUGGCCUUCGGCGAGGUGGUGCCUCCGAACCGACCCUUGACCAUGUCCUUGACCGCUUUGAAGGCGUCCCAGAGGGGAGGUUGGCCAACGACGGGAGGCUCGGAGGGAGCGGCCUUCUGAGCAGCGUCGGACUGGCCUUCCUGAGCGGCCGGCUUCUCCUGCUGCCCUUCCUCCUUCUUCAUGUACUCGCCAAGCGUGAAGUCCGUCAUCGUCGCAGUAUGGUGUCAAGUCCUACGCACUGAAUGGCACUGAGAAUCGAAGCAGAAGCUUCCAGAAACAGAA
Messenger RNA from Vitrella brassicaformis, 2023 nucleotides. The record is from the annotation of a GenBank genome assembly. NCBI's taxonomy places the organism in Eukaryota, Vitrellaceae.